CUUGGACAUGGGAUCAUGGUGCCUGAGGCCACACUGAAUUAUGCGGCCGCCAAAGCUACGACCCCUGGCCGCUUUUUAAGAAUGGUCAGCCGCAGACUUUGGAAGCCCGAGGAACUUUAUAACCGAAGCGUGUCAGGACGACCCUGCAGGGGCCACCUGAAGCACGGGGCAGUGGGGAAGGCGCCUUUAACCCCUGAAAAGAUUGAUGCCCUCACUGUUGCCUUCAGCCGCUGUCCCAAAAGGGCCCCCAAGAAAGACAAGAAGGAAGGUGGAAAGCAGGGGCAAAAGAAGCCUGCGAGGGAACUCUCCGUGAAGAAGGUCGUAAAAAAGUUAAUGGGGGACUUCAUGGUGGAGAAGAACAGAUCGGCCGAGAAGGCCCAAGGCAUGCAGAAGAAGGCCCCUUCUCACUGCUUGGAUGCUGAGGAAGACAUGUAACGUGUGACUAUGUGCAAACAUAUUUUUUUUCUUUAUGGAGUUUUUACCUUAGGAUUUGUUACAAAUAGCCUUUUCAUUUGUUUUUUUAGUUCUUUCAUACUGUUCGUCCAGAGGUAAUUUUUUUUAACUACAGAAUUUUUUUAAUGUACUGUUUUUAUUAUCCAAUGCUUAUAAUGAACAUUAGUUUUGAAAUAUUUUAUGUAACUGUUUUUUUAAGACUUUUUUUAAAAAUAAUGUUGAGAGCAUGGCAGCCUUACAACGGCGAUAAUAGCCCACAAUCUUCGCUGUACU
This is a messenger RNA of Ixodes scapularis (black-legged tick), 726 nucleotides long. RefSeq lists its product as uncharacterized. The transcript is spliced from 2 exons. The coding region runs from base 16 to 435 and encodes 139 amino acids. The record is from RefSeq and is a predicted model, not a curated record. NCBI's taxonomy places the organism in Eukaryota, Metazoa, Arthropoda, Arachnida, Ixodida, Ixodidae.